Molecule: messenger RNA, 1212 nt
Organism: Vicia faba (fava bean)
Lineage: Eukaryota; Viridiplantae; Streptophyta; Magnoliopsida; Fabales; Fabaceae
Source: the annotation of a GenBank genome assembly
AUGAUUAAUGAUUCAACCAUACAACUCUUUGGGACAACAAUUUUCUUCACACACAAUAUAAAUGUCUCUACCAUUGAUUCUUCCUCAGAAUUUGAACCUUCUCUUCCUCAUGAAGAUUUCUCUAAUCAUAGUCUUCAUUCAUCUUUAUCUUUAUCUUCAUCUUCUCCACUUGAAGUAAAUUCUUCAAUGGAACAUGUUGCAAAGAGAUAUAAGGAAACAUCAAGAAAAGAAGUCACCUCAGUGCAAGUUUUAGAGGAUGAGGCUUCAUUUCACCCCACAAAGGAUUUAAAGUCUCCCACAUCCUCAAGUCUUAUUGAGAACCCCAAGACUCCCUCAUCAGAAACAGAAACUUCUCAACUGAAUUCCACUAAAAUUGAUGAACAAAGUGAUAUAUCACAAGACAAAGGUGCAAACAAACCAGACAAAAUUGUUCCAUGUCCAAGAUGCAAAAGCAUGGACACCAAGUUUUGCUACUACAACAACUACAACAUCAAACAACCGCGGCACUUUUGCAAGAACUGUCAAAGAUAUUGGACUUCUGGAGGAACCACUAGAAAGAUGCUUGUAGGUGCAGGUCGCCGCAAGAACAAAAUCUCUUCUAUUUCUUCUGAUGUAUCGCAUUAUCGUCAAAUGAGUACUGUCUUUACCUUUGGAUCAGAUUCUCCUAUUAUGCCUUCAACUCCACUUGACAAGAAAACGAAUAUUGAUUCACAUGAAGAAACAAUUGAUAAGAGUUAUCAGAAUUUUCCUCCACAGUUUCCAUGGAACCCUGCAAUGUGUUAUCCUGUGUCAUUUUAUCCCAAUAUAGCACACUAUGGUGGUUUCUUGCAACCAUUAUGGAAUGUACAAUCUAUCCCAACACAAUCUUGCGGCCCAAGUAAACCUUCAUUAGGGAAACAUUCAAGAGAUGGAGAUAUGAUCAUUCAUCCCAACUCAGAGAAAGAAAAACUUGGAUUAGAAAGCAACAAGAAAGAAGGUAAUAAUACUAGUGUAUUGAUUCCUAAGACACUGAUAAUCGAUGACCCGAAUGAAAUUGCAAAGAGUUCGGUUUGGUCAACAAUAGGAAUCAAGAAUGGGAGAGGACUUUUCAAGGGAUUUGCAUCUAAGGGUGAUGAUAAGAACGAUCAUGUCGUCGAAGUAUCCUCAUCAUCAGUAUUGAAAGCUAACCCUGCAGCUUCAUCAAGGUCCCUAAUGUUCCAUGAGAGGGUUUAA